GAGGAUGGAAGCAUGGUGCAGCUGCCCGGGGGGUCGUUUCAGAUGGGAUCCGAUUCCCUGGAGAAGAGGAAUGACGAGGGGCCCGUCAGGGAGGUGACGGUGAAGCCGUUUGCUCUCGACAAGUACCCCGUCACCAACAGGGAUUUCAGGGAUUUUGUUAGAGAAAAGAAAUACAAAACAGAAGCGGAAGCAUUUGGCUGGAGCUUUGUCUUUGAGGAUUUUGUAUCCGAAGAGCUGAAGAAAAAAGUCACCCAAAAACUGGAGUCUGCCCCUUGGUGGCUGCCCAUCCAGAAGGCGUUCUGGCGACAGCCCUCGGGGCCUGGCUCCAGCAUAAAGGACAGGCUGGAGUACCCGGUGCUGCACGUCAGCUGGAACGACGCGCGGGCCUUCUGUGCCUGGAGGGGGAAGCGGCUCCCGGCGGAGGAGGAGUGGGAGUUUGCUGCCAGGGGAGGACUGCAGCGAAGGGUGUAUCCCUGGGGAAACAAGUUUCAGCUGAACCGUACAAACCUGUGGCAGGGUGACUUCCCGAGGGUCGACACGGCCGAGGACGGGUAUCACGGGGUCUCUCCAGUGGCAGCCUUCCCUCCUCAGAACAACUACGGGCUCUACGACCUGCUGGGGAACACCUGGGAGUGGACGGCGAGCGAGUACCUGCCGGCGGGGCGGCCUGCGGGGCAGCGAGCUCCCGGCAUGCGGGUCCUGAGGGGCGCCUCCUGGAUCGACACUGCCGACGGCUCUGCCAACCACAGGGCUCGGGUCACCACCAGAAUGGGGAACACGCCAGACUCAGCCUCUGACAACCUCAGCUUCCGCUGCGCUGCCGACGUCCCGCCCGUCACAGCCAAGAAAAGCCAGGCCAAACCCGAGCUCUGA
Merops nubicus (carmine bee-eater) is the source of this 873-nucleotide messenger RNA. It is a transcript of the gene SUMF2, whose product is annotated as sulfatase modifying factor 2. Lineage: Eukaryota; Metazoa; Chordata; Aves; Coraciiformes; Meropidae. Bases 13 to 873 code for a protein of 286 amino acids. The transcript has 8 exons. The record is from RefSeq and is a predicted model, not a curated record. Gene Ontology annotation, cellular component: endoplasmic reticulum.